This is a messenger RNA of Adineta steineri, 756 nucleotides long. Lineage: Eukaryota; Metazoa; Rotifera; Eurotatoria; Adinetida; Adinetidae. The record is from the annotation of a GenBank genome assembly.
AUGGGUAAACUUGAUGGAAAAAUCGCUCUUAUUACCGGUGGUUCUGAAGGUAUUGGUUUGGCGAUUGCACAACGAUUUAUUGUUGAAGGUGCAGAACAUGUUUUCAUUACUGGACGUCGACAAGAGAUGCUUGACGAAGCUGUAAAAAGGAUCGAUACUGCAAAUGUAACAGGAGUUCAAGGCGAUGUGUCAAAUAUGGAAGAUCUUGAUAAACUAUACCAUGUCAUUCAGAAAGAAAAAAAACGGUUGGAUAUCGUUGUUGCUAAUGCAGGUAUUAGUUUAGUUGCACCACUUGAAUUAAUUACUGAAAAACAAUUCGAUGAUACAUUCGACAUCAAUGUAAAAGGAGUAUUGUUUACCGUACAAAAAGCUUUACCAAUAUUAGUUGAUGGCGCAUCAAUCAUACUUAUUGGUUCUGUCUCUUCUAUUAAAGGUCAUCCAUCGGCAAGUGUCUACAGUGCAUCAAAGGCAGCUAUUCGUUCUUUUGCUCGAUGUUGGUCAGUUGAUUUAAAACAACGGAACAUCCGCGUUAAUACUUUAAGUCCUGGAACUAUCAAAACUGGAAUGCUUAAAUAUGUGGCUAGUAGUGAAUCGAUAAAAACAACUUUCAUCAAAGAUCUAAUAGCUACUGUACCUAUGAAUCGAUUUGGUACUCCCGAUGAAGUUGCUACAGCUGCAGUUUUUCUUGCUUCAGAUGAUAGCAGUUAUAUUACAGGCAUUGAACUUUUUAUGGAUGGAGGAAGAGGACAAAUCUAA